UCAUCUUCAUUCUUCCACGGACAACAAAAGGCCAGAGAGAGAUCAAAAAAAUCUCUGGAAGAUUAAACAAUUCACGAAGACACUACUACCGGAUCUAAACGACACCGCUCCAGAUCUACUUGAUCGACCAUGGCCUCGACUUUCAGCGGCGAUGAAACUGCACCUUUCUUCGGCUUCCUUGGGGCGGCGGCGGCCCUCGUUUUCUCCUGUAUGGGAGCCGCAUAUGGAACAGCUAAGAGUGGUGUUGGUGUUGCCUCAAUGGGAGUGAUGAGACCCGAGCUGGUGAUGAAGUCAAUUGUUCCUGUUGUUAUGGCUGGUGUCUUGGGUAUCUAUGGCUUAAUUAUUGCUGUUAUUAUCAGUACCGGAAUUAACCCCAAGGCCAAGUCAUACUACCUUUUUGAUGGAUAUGCACAUCUCUCAUCUGGUCUUGCUUGUGGGCUUGCUGGGCUCUCUGCUGGAAUGGCAAUUGGAAUUGUUGGUGAUGCAGGUGUCAGAGCUAAUGCCCAGCAGCCAAAACUUUUUGUUGGAAUGAUCCUUAUCCUCAUCUUUGCUGAGGCGUUGGCCCUUUACGGGCUUAUUGUUGGAAUCAUCUUGUCCUCUAGAGCUGGGCAAUCCAGGGCAGAAUAAAAGGGAACUGUGGCACCUUGUAUUCUUUAAUUGCUUAUCCGUGUUACUCACAGGAAGAUUUCCUUUUAUUCUCAGGUUGGCUGAUGUUUGACGGCCCUUGCAGGGGUCUCAGAAUUUUAUUGUUCCGACCGUUUGUCAAGCAUCACGAUGGUUGUCUGUGCUAUUAGUACAAGUAUUUAGUUUCUUGGCAAGCUGUUCAUGUUUGGUUUUCUCUAUCAAUGUAUUUUGCAGACA
Molecule: messenger RNA, 861 nt
Organism: Tripterygium wilfordii
Lineage: Eukaryota; Viridiplantae; Streptophyta; Magnoliopsida; Celastrales; Celastraceae
Product: V-type proton ATPase subunit c2
Exons: 3
Coding region: 130-627 (165 amino acids)
Biological process (GO): proton transmembrane transport
Cellular component (GO): proton-transporting V-type ATPase, V0 domain
Molecular function (GO): proton-transporting ATPase activity, rotational mechanism
Source: RefSeq, a predicted model, not a curated record